GGCCUCCAGGCUCCCUGCAACAUUCAUCAGCGCGAGCUCAGUGAGCACCAAGCAGAGACCAAGCCAGUGGGUGUUCCAAGAGCAUAGCCAGCCAGCCAACCACAAUGGCAGGAAACAUGCUAGAUAACUAUGUCCAGGUCUACGUCAUGCUCCCGCUGGAUGUCAUCAACGUCGACAACACGUUCGAGAAGACCGACGCGACGAGGGCGCAGCUGCAGAAGCUGGUGGAGGCCGGCGCCGACGGGGUCAUGAUCGACGUCUGGUGGGGGCUGGUGGAAGGGAAGGCGCCCGGGGUCUACGACUGGAGCGCCUACAAGCAGGUGUUCAAGCUGGUGCAGGAGGCCGGCCUGAAGCUGCAGGCCAUCAUGUCGUGCCACCAGUGCGGAGGCAACGUUGGCGACGUCGUCAACAUCCCGAUCCCGCAGUGGGUGCGGGACGUUGGCGAGGCCAACCCCGACAUCUUCUACACCAACCGGAGGAAGAUGAGGAACAUCGAGUACCUCACGCUUGGAGUGGACGACCAGCCUCUCUUCCAGGGGAGAACUGCAAUUCAGCUGUAUGCUGAUUACAUGAAGAGCUUCAGGGAGAACAUGGCAGAGUUCUUGGACGCUGGUGUCAUCGUGGACAUUGAGGUCGGACUUGGCCCUGCUGGAGAGAUGAGGUACCCCUCCUAUCCACAGAGCCAGGGAUGGGUGUACCCAGGCGUUGGAGAAUUCAUAUGCUAUGACAAGUACCUGGAAGCAGACUUCAAAGCUGCAGCAACAAAGGCUGGGCAUCCUGAGUGGGAAUUGCCUGAUGACGCUGGGGAGUACAACGACACUCCUGAGAAAACCCAGUUCUUUGCGGACAAUGGAACAUACCAGACCGAGAAGGGGAAAUUCUUCCUCACAUGGUAUUCCAACAAACUGAUCAAGCACGGCGAUAAGAUCUUGGACGAAGCAAACAAGGUCUUCCUGGGAUGCAGAGUGCAGCUGGCCAUCAAAAUCUCUGGCAUACACUGGUGGUACAGGGUUCCAAACCACGCAGCUGAGCUCACUGCCGGAUACUACAACUUAGAUGACAGAGACGGUUACAGAACCAUAGCGCACAUGCUCACAAGGCAUCAUGCUAGCAUGAACUUCACUUGUGCUGAGAUGAGGGACAAUGAACAGAGUUCGGAAGCAAAAAGUGCACCUGAGGAACUGGUUCAGCAGGUGCUGAGUGCUGGGUGGAGAGAGGGCCUACACAUAGCAUGCGAAAAUGCACUCAGUCGCUAUGAUGCAACAGCUUACAACACAAUCCUCAGGAAUGCAAGACCACAAGGAAUCAACAAAAAUGGCCCUCCUGAACACAAGUUGUAUGGGUUCACCUACCUCCGAGUAUCGAAUGAGCUCCUUGAAGGACAGAACUACGCCACUUUCAAAACUUUUGUCAGGAGAAUGCAUGCUAACCUGGAUUACAACGCAAAUAUCGAUCCAGUUGCACCUCUGGAAAGAUCAAAGCCAGAGAUACCAAUCGAAGAAAUCCUGGAAGUAGCACAGCCAAAGUUGGAGCCAUUUCCUUUCAUCGAGAACACAGAUCUACCAGUUAGUGACAACAAUCCAAAAAUGCAGUAUCUAUCGUUGUACAAAAUGCAACCUCCAGGGUGCAUAGAGUCUGCUACAGAUCAACCCGGGGCAGAGAGUGGUGACGAACACUUCCAGACACGUCAGAUAAGGUCACGGCGGCAGGCGACGCCACCACGUCCGUCUCAUAUAUUUUUUGCCACGCUGCCACCCAAGCCCGAGACUGCUCGACCGGAGAAGCCCACACAAGCCAGCCAAGGCCCCCGAGCUGAGAUGGCACAAGCCAUGGCGUCCAUGACCGGCCUCUCGCAGGGCGUGCUGCCCAGCAGGCGCGCCGCCGGCAGGGCCAGGACGGCAGUCGUCAGGGCGUCGGCCGAGGGCGAGGCCGCGGCGCAGGCUGGCCGCCGCGCCGUGCUCGGGCUGGUGGCGACCGGCAUCGUCGGCGGCGUCUUCACCCAGGCGGUGCGCGCCGACGAGGCCGUCAAGACCAUCAAGAUCGGCCCCCCGCCACCGCCCUCUGGGGGACUUCCCGGGACCUUGAACUCUGACCAGGCCAGGGACUUCGACCUCGCCUUGAAGGAGCGGUUCUACCUGCAGCCGCUGCCGCCAGCGGAGGCCGCAGCGAGGGCCAAGUCGUCGGCGCAGGACAUCCUCAACCUCAAGCCGCUCAUCGACAAGAAGGCGUGGCCUUACGUCAUGAACGACCUCCGCCUUCGGGCCUCCUACCUGCGCUACGACCUCAACACCGUCAUCGCCUCCAAGCCCAAGGAGGAGAAGAAGAGCCUCAAGGAGCUCACCGGCAAGCUCUUCAGCACCAUCGACGAUCUUGACCAUGCGGCAAAGAUCAAGAGCACCCCAGAGGCUGAGAAGUACUAUGCGGCGACCAAAUCUGCCCUCGAUGAUGUUUUGGCGAAGCUAGGCUAGAUGGAAUAUAAUGGGCUAAUGGCCAUGUAAUUUCAGACUUUUGUGUUUGUUCAUAAGGAGCCAGCAAUGUGCCAUUUCCUGUUGAUAUUAUAUCAACAAGCACUUUAACUAUGAUGCUGUCGUGAUGCCUUGACAA
This is a messenger RNA of Panicum hallii, 2604 nucleotides long. RefSeq names its product beta-amylase. Gene Ontology annotation, molecular function: beta-amylase activity; calcium ion binding. The record is from RefSeq and is a predicted model, not a curated record. Gene Ontology annotation, biological process: photosynthesis; polysaccharide catabolic process. NCBI's taxonomy places the organism in Eukaryota, Viridiplantae, Streptophyta, Magnoliopsida, Poales, Poaceae. Gene Ontology annotation, cellular component: photosystem II oxygen evolving complex; extrinsic component of membrane; photosystem II. Bases 105 to 2468 code for a protein of 787 amino acids. The transcript is spliced from 13 exons.